AUGGCCCGGUCGCGACCGCCACCACCACCACCACCACCACCACCACCACCACCCCCACCACCUCCUCCUCCGCCAGGACCGCCUGCAUUGUUGUCCAGCUUGCAUCUCGAAGCGGCUGAGACCCCGCCACCAGUGCUGCCCGGCCUCGUGCUCGGCCACGCGCUCGAGCAGCUCCGUCGUCUUGGUGCGCACGUCGCGGUCCUUGUGGAAGAGGCCGAGGGCGACGUAAAAGAGGCCGCCGUGCGCCUCGGGCGCCACCGACAGCAGCAGGCAGAUCUCGUCGUACGAGUGCACGGUGCGCGCAAACGUCAAGAAGAUGUCGCGGCUCAGCGUCGGCGUCAGGCGCUGCGUGCGCAGGCGGUCGUGCAUGUGGUGCAGGUCGUAGCCCUUGAGCGGCCGCACCGUGUAGAGCUGCGCGACGUCCUUGAUAAACGACAGGUAGCUGCGCGAGACGCGCCAGCCCUCGACGCGCGACGCGUUGCCGGCCAGCUCGCGCUGCUUGGCGUUCUCGUCGGCCCAGACGUAGCCGUGGCCGUUGGCGGCCGAGAGGGCCGUGGGCGGCGACGUGGCCGUCGGGGUGCCGGUCGUGGUCGUGGAGGGCGAGAGGGCGAGCGUCUCAAAGUCGUGGAGGUUGCUGUUGCUGUCGUUGGGGUCGUGGCCGUUGUUGUGGCCGUUGUUGUGGCCGUUGUUGUGGCCGCCGUUGCUGCUGCUGCUGCCGCCCCCGCCACCCAUGUGCAGCACGCUCGCGCCGUAGACGCUCUCUUCAAAGGCCGCGGCGAUGCGCGUAAACUUGACGACCCAGUCACGCCACUUGGCGCGGAUGACGCGCUCGCCCAGCCGCGCGGCCACGCUCUUGAGAAUGUCGGCCAUGAAGGCGUUGUCGCCGGUCAGGUCGCUGUUGGCCGAGCUGACGUUGGCCGUGGUGGCCGUGUCCACGAGAUUGGCGCACGACGGGUGCUGCUGCUUGAAAAACACCAGGCCCUCGGUGACGGGCGCCUCCUCAAUGCGGCUGCUAAUCUUGAUGCGGCCCGACGGCAGGUCGCACAGCAGAUCCCACCAUUCGGGGUGCAGCUCAAAGGUCGGGUUGGUGACGCCCGCAAUGAAGCCCGGCACGAGCAGCAAGUCGUCGAUCUUGGUCAGGUCCGUGUAGGGGAAGGCGUGCCGCGUAAAGCCGCGCAGCACACCGCCCGAUGCCAGCGCGCACGCCGCCAGCACCGCCUCCGCCACGUCGCCCGAGGGCAUGUUGUGGCCCAAGAAGAUGAUGCGCUUCUGCGUCAGCAGCGCAUUGACCAGCACAAUGAUGGGGUGCGUGUGCGGGCCGUUGGUCGUCAGGUGCGCGUGCAGGGGAAAGGCCUGUGGUGCCUUGGCGUGGGUCUCGGAGAAGUUCUGGAUCAGCUUGAUGAGCGAGAAGUCGCCGACGGUCUCCGGCAUGACGGCCACGGGCACUUUGAUGGGAAUGGGGAUGCCCUUGUAAAACACCUUGCUCUCAAACUCGUGGGUGUCGCGCGGCACCGAGUACGCGGCGGCCUGGCCCUCAAAGUGCGCCUUGGUGCCGGCGCGCAGGAUGCCAGCCGGUUUGGGCGGACUGCGGCUGGCGUCAAAGGGCUGGUCGCUGACGCCGUCGCCGUUCUCCUCGGCGAUGCGCAUCUGAAUCAUCUUUUCAAACUUUUCGACAAACAGGUCCUUGUUGUCGCUCGCCUGCAGGAGGUGGCGCUCCAGCAGGCUCAGGCGGGGCAUCAGCGACAAGUCCAUGGCAUUGACCGCGUCGUACAGCAUGGACAGCGUCUCGACGACGGGCGACUUGAAGUACUCUUCGAGCGCCAGCAGAAGCAGCGGCUUGUAUAUGUGCAGGAAGGGGUGCCGCGUGCAGAUGGCCAUGGAUUUGACGACAGCGCCGCGUCGCUGUGUCUUGUCUUGCUUGGUGUUGACCAGGUUGAGCACGUAGAUCAGCGGCGCGCCCUCGCCGCCUUCGGGCUCACUGUCCGUCGACAUGUCGUCGUCCCAGUCCUCGUCGUCUUCGUCGUCCGAAUCGUCCUCGACGUGGCCGCCAGUCUCCUUGUCUUCGUCUCCGACCGGGAUCCCCGCCCUGCGUGCACGCCGUCGCUGCCGCCGCUUCCGGCGCUCCUCCUUGGCGAGCUGUUCUUGUUCCUCCUCUUCCUGGGUAAUGUCCUUGUGCAGGAAGAACAUGGUCCAGUCCUGGUUGCGCAGAUGCGUCUGGUCGGGCAGCAUCAGCUCGGCCAGCAUGUGCUCGUCGCCCCGCCGGCGCCGGCGCCAGCGCCCGUGGGACCGGAGAGGGAGGAGUGUUGCGAGGAGGAAACACCGGUGCCGGACGAGGGCGCCUUGGUGGACUUGUUGCUCUGGUUGGAUGUGCGGUCGGUGGAAGCCAUGGCAGCAAACUGGGCGCUGCCAGGCGGCAGCGCUGGCGAAGGCGGCAAUGCUGGUGAAUGUGACAGGAGGGGAGGUUGUGGAGACAACGACGGACGUCGGCCGGCGCCGGCGAGCAAUGGCGAGGCGUCGGCUCGCGUGGGGACAGAAGCGAGCGAGGUGCGGCGUGGGAUUUUGGUUUGGGCGACAGGACUGCCGCUGGCGGUGGAGAUGGAGCUCGUGCUGCCCCCGACGCUGUCGUUGGUGCCGCGUCGUUUCGAGGCGGACGAAGAGUACGGUGCGGUGGUCUGGGCCGUCGCCAUGACUGUUGAGUCGCCUACAGGCCUAUUUCACAGACGCCCAGGGCAGUCACACAGGGCGGAUAAGAUCGUAGUAGAGUAG
This is a messenger RNA of Sporothrix brasiliensis 5110, 2766 nucleotides long. RefSeq lists its product as uncharacterized. The record is from RefSeq and is a predicted model, not a curated record. NCBI's taxonomy places the organism in Eukaryota, Fungi, Ascomycota, Sordariomycetes, Ophiostomatales, Ophiostomataceae. The transcript has 3 exons. Bases 1 to 2766 code for a protein of 921 amino acids.